This is a messenger RNA of Trichoderma asperellum CBS 433.97, 523 nucleotides long. RefSeq lists its product as uncharacterized. Lineage: Eukaryota; Fungi; Ascomycota; Sordariomycetes; Hypocreales; Hypocreaceae. The record is from RefSeq and is a predicted model, not a curated record.
UAGGUCCGAGGCAUAAAGUACCGAGUACACGGACAUUAAUCUCAGCCAGCCCCUGCGCAUCGCAACAGAGCUGGCCUAAAAAAGCCUGACAGCUCCUGAGCAUCAUUCCUUUGUUUUGCCGUCUCUGCUGAACAAUCGAAACCUCUCUUUACUGUCCGCCGUCGCAAAAUCUUCCUCUAUAGCUCUCCAUCAUGUCUGUAUUGUUUUGGGACGCCUCUGGCCCGCUGGCGUACCUGUCAUUUCCUGGCUCUGCUUUUCUGGUUAAUGCCAUCUCCUGGAUUAGUCUGGUCUUGGGCCUCUUUUUCAGUUUACCGUUUGUUCUCUUUGUCGUCUACGAUAUCUUACUAUGGAUUUGGAGAACGUAUCGAAAUUUUUCAAACCAGCCGCAAAACGCGCAGAUCCCCGUUACAGCCGGCACGAUAUCUACAAAGGCUACAGCAAUAAGCUCCGAACAUCACGAUCAGCGAGCGAGACGAAGAUAAGCGACUCUAAUUUGAAACGAUUCAACGUUUAUGGUUCAUCG